AUGAUGAUCCCAAAGGUGGCCGCCGCCAAUACUUACGUCUUCACUUCGGUGCAAACAGUAUCUCCAGCACAAGCAACGUCUGUCGACCAGGAAGGUGGAGACCUGGACUUUCACAACUGGGUGCAACGCGGGAAGACAAUUCGCGGCGGCGAUUCAGUCUCUUCCUGUUUGGCCAAUCUCACUGCUGCCUUGGAGCUCGUCGGUAGUCUGAAUGCUGCCGAGUAUAAUGGCGCAGCCGGAGCACUUAGUAUCCUUCCAACUGCUGGUGCCCUUCUCGGAGCUCCGACGCGCGAAAUGUGGAUCGUAUACAAACUCGUUCCGAUCGCUGGUGUCCUCAGCAUGUUACUUAGUCUAGGAGGCUCUCUUACCCCUUCGAAUGUGGGCCAUUAUAAUCCCGAUGAAUCGUUCUCAUAUGGUGGCUUUAUGCCAACAAAUCUGGUCACCGUGCCACAACGACAAGAGUCGCGCCCAAGCUCUCACGUAGAUGAUCAGCACCAGCGACCCAAGCUAGAGAGUCUGCACGGAGAACCCAAGCCACAGAAUCAGAAACAGAAGCCAGAUAUUUCACUAAACGAUAUGCAAAGCUUUGCUCAAGAGGUACGAAUCAGAGCCGAGGAGCCUAGCGGAGGUAGUAUCUUCUUGGGAAUUUGGUUCGCCAUGGCGUUGCAGGUGGGCCUCAUCGUGGCCCUAUUGAUUCCGAUGUACUUCGCCCAGCAGGGGGCAGUGAUUACAUGGUGGUGUCGCGCCUGGGGCUGGAUGUGGUUUUGGUAUUUUCUUGUGACUGCAGUCGCUAUCUUCGACAACCUCGUGGCGGCUCCAUUUAUGAAGAGCUGGACGAUCCGAGUGUCUAAAGCACAGACUGGCUUAAUGUUGGGCAUAGACGCUCCGAAGAUCUGGAAUGCCACAGACUACCCGAAUGCUUUCGAGUUCAUUAAGUCCGGUCCAGGGCUAAACCGGAAGAUUCGCGUCUCCCCAGAUCAAGGGCUCACUUACCCACGAACAUGCUUUUAUGUGGUCAUCUCUGUCAAUCGCAUCUCAUCGAUGCAUGCUGCGGCACAAGUAAUUGCCAAAUGCUCCAAUGUUGCCGUAUUUGCGUUCGGCACAGCGCUUUUUGCCUCAGCAACUCUACUCUCUAUAUCUAGUGCAUUGAUGGUCCUUUGCUUGAUCCUCCCCGCUGGUGUUGCUGGGAGAGUGAUCGCCACGUGGAUUGUUUCUGCUAUGAGCCGCCAGAACAAGCCAAUAUUGCACAAGACGGUCAGGUCAGAAAAUGAUGCCGCCGAGUACUUUGAGGAGCUCUCAAAACUCCCCAACAUUCAAAUGGAGAUCGACGGGCACGUUAUUGUCAAUGGUACUGUUGUGACCUCAAGACACAAGCUGUUCACUCCCGCAACCUACAUCGGUCUCCUUGCCAAGCCGUUUGAUGUGUUAGCAUUAAACGACGAGAUAAUUCAGAGACCAGUCAAUUCCAACAUAUACAUGGCAGGGAUGUACCUUUCUCGUCCUGCGUUGCCAAGUCUUCCACGUGAGUACUCUUACGUGCACAGGGCACCAUCGAGUUCACCUUGGCGGAGUCAACCAAGUCCAUUUAUGCACGGUCAGAAUUUCGAUGAACGCAUAGAUCAUACAUGCUCUUGGAAUAACGGCUCUGGCGCUAACAAUACUGUCUACGCUGCUGGCAAUGAUGGUUUCGACAGUGGCAAUGAUCCUGAUCGAGGUUAG
Molecule: messenger RNA, 1719 nt
Organism: Pestalotiopsis fici W106-1
Lineage: Eukaryota; Fungi; Ascomycota; Sordariomycetes; Amphisphaeriales; Sporocadaceae
Exons: 2
Coding region: 1-1719 (572 amino acids)
Source: RefSeq, a predicted model, not a curated record